Molecule: messenger RNA, 1413 nt
Organism: Penicillium robsamsonii
Lineage: Eukaryota; Fungi; Ascomycota; Eurotiomycetes; Eurotiales; Aspergillaceae
Exons: 2
Coding region: 1-1413 (470 amino acids)
Cellular component (GO): membrane
Source: RefSeq, a predicted model, not a curated record
AUGGAAAACCCGCCUUCUAUUUCCCUCGUGGAUAAUACCGUCCCACAGCAACCCAUCGGCGAAUCACUCCAACCACGCACAUCCACCCUCAGUCAACAAGGAAGCCUGACGAAGCACCUGAGCCGUGCAUCCGUCCAUAGCCAGCUCGCAAAGCGGAAAUACGCAAAAUGGCAACCCGAUAGACUCGGUAUCGCACCUGGCACAAACGACUCACCCAGUCGAGAAUCGUCCCAGGUGCGCGGAGAGUCAAUCUCAGCAAGCUCCGCCGGAGAAGGUAGCAGGGGCAGAGAUAUCGAAACAGCCGACUUUGCGCCAUCGCGAGUCUCGACUCAUAAUAGCAAUAGCAGCGGUCAUGUGAACGGAGCAGGAGGCCAAACCAACGGCCGCGAGGACAGCAAAUCCCGCUCGGAGAUGGACAUUCUCUACGAGAACCAGCGGGGCUGGUUCGUCUUUGGUGUCCCACAUUAUUCGCAGAGCUCGCUGUUGAACCUUGAUCCCAGUCCCUGGAUGACCCAGGACCGCAGAGCCAGUCCUGUUAAUAUCACGAAUGCCCAGCUGCCUGAUCCGAGCUGGGAAUGGACAUGGAAGACAUGGUAUGUUGACAUGUCUGGUGAUACCGACGAGCAAGGCUGGCAGUACUCUUUUUCAUUUUCUUCGUCUUCGUGGCAUGGUACGCAGCCGUGGUUCCAUUCAUUUGUUCGGAGGAGACGAUGGGUGAGGCUACGGACUAAGGUCCAUCAACGGUGGAACCUUGGUCGCUCGGACUUUGAGAAAUCGCAUAUGCUUACUGAGGACUAUUUUACCAUUCAUUCGUCCAAGGUCAGAAGUCGGGACCAGAGUAUUGCGGGACUGUCCCGGGUGGAAUCUGGGUUCAAUCAUGCGAGCAUGACGGUGGAUGAGGAGUCACAUGUCGAUGAGAUUGGGGAUAUACCCAGUUUGAUGCAUGCUUUGAAACUAGCUUCCAUUGAUCGAGAGAGGAUUGAUGCACUGAAGAAAUUUAUUGAGGACGGGGGCGACGAGCUCUAUUAUCUGAACGACAAGAUCCCCGAUAUAAUGCCCAUGUUCCUAUUCCAGACCUCCCGCUGGCAAUUUGUAACCUAUCUUUCUGGUGCUAUUCGUGAACUGUCCAAAACUCCCACCGAUUCUGAUAAGGACGCCGAUACAAUCCAACGCAAGAAGGAUAAUCUCGCCCGCGCCGCAGAAUCUUGCAAACGUCAUAUUACCGGACCAGAUGUCUUUAAAGGUGAUCAUGGAGAGUCGACAACGGGAUUGUUAGACUUGACUCCGGUGACCAAGCAGGAUACAUUAAGGUCUAAGCGACCGGUCUUGGAGGAGCGAUCGAGGUCAAUGAGGCGGGUUUUCAGGGGCAUUCCCAAAGCUGCUGAGAUUGACCGUGAAGGCCACAUUUAUUAA